AUGGCGACCCUUCGAAAAAGCUCAACUCUUCCAUCAGAGUUGGUAAACCCUCCGCCGUCUCCCUUCACCAAACUCAGGGCCGACGAUCUGCUCGUAGAAAUUCUGAUUCGACUCCCGACUCCUAGAACCGCCUGCCGCUGCAAAGCCGUCUGCAAGCGGUGGAACUCCCUAAUCUUCUCUCCAUACUUCAAUCGCCGCUUCAUCUCUCACUAUCAGACCAUCAAAGAUGACCCGCCUCUACUUCUUCGCUCCGACGACCACCCGGAAACAUCGACCAUCCUCAGCUUUCUCCCUGUGCCGGAGCAAGGUCGAGGCCGUUUUGCAGUCCUUGAUUCCUUCAAGGACUUGCUUUUGUGCGGGUUUGUGGAUCGAAUUUAUGUCGACAACGAACUUGGUAGAUCGUAUUUGGUCUGCAAUCCGAUUACCAAGCAAUGGAUCGCCCUUCCUUUAGCGCCUGAAAAGGAGGGUGCUCAUGGCCGUGCCUAUAUAAAAUAUGUGCACGCGAGGUUAGUUUGUCAACCCCGUCAUAACUAUAAUCUUCAGCUAGGCGAUGGCCAAGUAUGUGUUCAUUCUGACUAUCGGUUUCGGGUGGUGUGUGUAUAUGCAACUUUCGAGCCGGUUGCAACUUUAAAACUGGACGUGUAUUGUUCAGAGUCUGGAGAAUGGACCAAGGAUGCUCUUGUUCUUGCUGGUCGACUAAGAAAGAUUCGGCCCAAUUCACUUUCGUGCAAUGGGGAGUUAUUUUGGUGGUUUCAUUAUACCGGGGUUCCUGGCUAUCCAAUGGUGGCUUUCAAUCCUUUCUGCCUUGAAAUGCCUCCCACCGUUAUUGACACUUCUUCAAUCCCACAGCCCGAGUCCGAACUCCGAGAGUGGAUUGCUUCUGUCUCACAAGAUGCUUUGCAUAUAAUUGUAGCUGAAGCUAAAAGGGCACCUAUUAUUUAUUCAAGGAAUGCCUUCACUGUUUGGAGGCUGGAAGAAGAUGGUAAGUCUUGGAGGAAACUAUAUGAAAUGUGGUUGAGUGAGACAUCAUGGAGUGAUUACGACCUCGAGUAUAUUCAAGUACGUAAUCUGCAUCCAGAAAAGCCGGAAAUCAUCUUCUUGCAAUCUUUUGGUCAUCGUUAUGGUUAUGCAAUCUUGUCUUGCAACUUGCGGACGGGUGAGCUAGAGUUCUUGGGUCCUCUGGGACAAUGUCUGGUUCCUUUCGUAAGUUUUCAGCCUGGCCUCUCUAGCUGCCCUAUUUCGAUUCCAAGGUAUAAGGAAUUGCGAGCUGUGUAUGAUGGAAGCUACAAUUGUUUGGUUCAGACUGUGGAAGCAACUCCUAUAAUUGGUAUCACUUCUGCUUCUGCGAAUUUACCCUUGAUUUCUCAAAUCUAA
Linum tenue is the source of this 1374-nucleotide messenger RNA. The record is from the annotation of a GenBank genome assembly. Lineage: Eukaryota; Viridiplantae; Streptophyta; Magnoliopsida; Malpighiales; Linaceae.